Racocetra persica is the source of this 504-nucleotide messenger RNA. The record is from the annotation of a GenBank genome assembly. NCBI's taxonomy places the organism in Eukaryota, Fungi, Glomeromycota, Glomeromycetes, Diversisporales, Gigasporaceae.
AUGAAGAAAAAAAAAAGAAACGUAUCUCCAAUUGAACAGAAAGAAUCCCAUCGAGUAACAAGUAGAUCUUCAAGAACUAGACAAGAUAAAAGAAAUGAUAGAUUAUAUAAUAAGACCCAAUUAAUUAAGAAAAUUGAAGAACAUGUGAGAUAUUUCUGUAAUCAAAAAUGUAAUGUACCAAAGAAGACAGAUUUAUUUACAAAAAUUAAAUUCAAUAAUUUUAAUAGUAAACAAAAAAAGAGUGAUAACAAAAUUAAAAGACUACGCAAAGAAGUUAAAUAUCUUAGAGAAGAACUUAAUUAUGUUAAAAAUGAACUUCGAUGCCUAGAACAAGAAAACAUAGAUUUGAAUUCCCAAAGCUUACAGGAAGUUGCUAAAGAUGAAACGAUGAGAAAAGAAAUUGAACUAAAGAAUAAAAAUAUUGAUGAAUUAAUUAAUCAAGUCACGAAAUUAAACUUGAAUAAAGAAAAAAAGAUUAAUAUGAUCGAAAACUUAAAUGCUUAA